Messenger RNA from Merops nubicus (carmine bee-eater), 1268 nucleotides. RefSeq names its product ankyrin repeat domain 42 (gene ANKRD42). The transcript is spliced from 9 exons. The record is from RefSeq and is a predicted model, not a curated record. Gene Ontology annotation, molecular function: protein binding. The annotation marks the transcript as partial. Lineage: Eukaryota; Metazoa; Chordata; Aves; Coraciiformes; Meropidae.
CUGUCAAGAAGAAGCAAAAUUAUGCUAGUGUGCAUGAAGCAGUGAAAGCUGGUGAUGUAGAACAGCUUGAAUCCAUGAUAAAAAGUGGAGCCGAUAUUAACGAGGUGGAUUUAGUCCACAAAUUCACACCACUGCACUGUGCUGCACACUCUGGAAGUCUGGAGUGCCUUCACUGGUUGCUCUGGCACGGAGCUGAGGUCACUCGCGUCACUGCCGGCGGCUGGACAGCAGCUCACCUCGCAGCUAUCCGAGGUCAGGAUGCUUGCAUGCAGGCUCUGUUAAUCAAUGGAGCCAAGGUAGGAGCUGAGGAUGACGGCGGGCGCACGCCCUCACACCUGGCUGCAGCCCACGGGCAGUCGUACACCCUGCAGACCCUUCUGCGCAGCGGAGCGAAUGUAAAUGCUUCAGACAGGAACGACUGGAAGCCUGUACAUUAUGCUGCUUUUCAUGGUCGCUUGGGGUGUUUGCAGCUCCUCGUUAGAUGGGGAGCCUGUGUAGAUGAUGUGGAUAACAAUGGAAACCUUCCAGCUCACCUGGCAGCAGUGGAAGGACACUUGCAUUGCUUUAAGUUCUUGGUCAGUAAAAUGGCCAGUGUCAUGCACACACUGAAAGCCAGGAAUGACCAAGGAGAGACUCCAAGGGACUUGGCCGAACGGUUCUAUAAAAAUAAUAUCCUGCAAUAUAUUGAUGGUGUGGAAAAAGAGGGGGAGCAUCCAGAGGCACAGGAAGUUUUAGCUUUCCCAGCUCAUGGCGCUGCUUUCAAAGGGGACUUGUCAGUGCUUAAAAGAUUAGUGAGGAGUGGAGUGAUCAAUAUUAAUGAGCGGGAUGACAAGGGAGCCACUCUCAUGCACAAAGCUGCUGCACAGGGGCAUAUCCACUGCUUACAGUGGCUGAUUGAAAAAGGAGCUGACUGUGACAUUACAAAUGAUGCUGGAGAGACUCCAAAGGAUGUGGCCAAGAGAUUUGCCCAGCUGGCAGCUGUGGAACUUUUGACACAAAGAACUGGACACAGUAGCUCUAGUGAUGAAGAACUAGAUGCAAGCAGUGUGAAGUUUUUUGAAAGGCACGGUGUGGAAGGGAGCACGGACAGCAAAGGAGAUUUAACCCUGGCUACAGCAGAGAAGAGGAACGCACGCAUAAGGGCCUAUCGCAAGAUUCAAGAACUUCAGCAACUUCUAGAAAUUGCCUACAGCAACUACAGACAGCUGGGAGGAAUAACUGAAGAGGAGAAGAAGAUGAAAAAAGAAGAAAGGGAAGUUGAGAAGUAA